This is a messenger RNA of Anneissia japonica, 1175 nucleotides long. Its product is annotated as histone H2A.V. The record is from RefSeq and is a predicted model, not a curated record. The transcript has 5 exons. Gene Ontology annotation, cellular component: nucleosome. NCBI's taxonomy places the organism in Eukaryota, Metazoa, Echinodermata, Crinoidea, Comatulida, Comatulidae. Bases 123 to 509 code for a protein of 128 amino acids. Gene Ontology annotation, molecular function: structural constituent of chromatin; DNA binding; protein heterodimerization activity.
CCGCCAUGCAUCGAUUGGCUUAUAUUCUAGCAUAUUGAAUAGCAUCUGAAGGAUUUUGCGCGUCCAUUUGUACGUUGUCUGUUGGCGGGUAUACUCUCAUAGUGAUAGAACGUAAAGAAAAAAUGGCUGGAGGUAAAGCUGGUAAAGACUCAGGAAAGGCUAAGGCUAAAGCCGUAUCAAGAUCUGCAAGAGCAGGCCUACAGUUCCCUGUUGGUCGUAUUCAUCGUCACCUGAAAAACAGAACGACAAGCCAUGGACGAGUCGGCGCAACUGCAGCUGUUUACUCUGCUGCUAUCCUUGAAUAUUUAACAGCUGAGGUUUUGGAGUUGGCAGGUAAUGCUAGUAAAGACUUGAAAGUAAAGAGAAUAACGCCACGUCAUUUGCAGCUUGCAAUCAGGGGAGAUGAAGAGUUGGAUUCGCUUAUAAAAGCAACAAUUGCUGGUGGUGGUGUUAUUCCACAUAUUCACAAAUCUUUGAUUGGAAAGAAGGGGUCACAAAAAGCAUCAUAGGUGUGAGACUGGCAAUUGGCUGACGACGACGAAACAUAACUGUACUACCUUAGACAGCGACCAAUCAAAUUCGGCUUAUUUUUCAUGGAAGUUGACUUGAUUGGUUUUUGUACAAACGACUACUAUACCGCGUAGCUAGCUUUUACUUUUGUCAUGUAUUUAAUAUAGUGUGCGGAGAUGUUCAUUGUUGUUUUCAUUUAGUAGGUAUAAUAGAUAAUCAUUGUAUGUUCCAUGCAGAAAGGCUGAGGGGCUGGAAGAUAGGCAUUUUAUAAUGCUAAUUCCAUUAGUUGUACAGUCGACUUUUGUAAAUAAUAAUAGUACAGUUAAUUGGUAUGUAAAGUCACUGUCUAAAGGUGGCCCCCGACUAGGCCCCAAACUACAUACCGUUACGUGGAACAUCCAUUUUCUUGUUACAAAGUGAUCAUUCCACGUCUAUGUGUGUGAUUAUAGCAUUUCAUGUUUGGCAUGGGUUUCAGUUAGUCCCUGGUCUCUUUAUAAAAUGCUGAUGAUUUCAGAUUGAUUGUGGGUAUGUAAUUUGAGAAUUUCUUGACGAUAGUUAUAAAGACAAUUUUGAUUUAAUUUGGACACCACUUUCAAUGUCUGUUGGUUUUGACGUUGAAGUGGAAUACAUGUACAAGAAUAAAUUUGACCAUUUUAUAGAAGAAA